Chilo suppressalis (striped riceborer) is the source of this 467-nucleotide messenger RNA. The record is from the annotation of a GenBank genome assembly. NCBI's taxonomy places the organism in Eukaryota, Metazoa, Arthropoda, Insecta, Lepidoptera, Crambidae.
UUGGGAUUGGGCAUGGUCAUCCCUGGCUAUUUUUGACAGAAGUUGAUUCGAUUCGAUGGAUUUUAGGUUAUAAUAUUGUAUAGCUUUUUAAAAUGAGUUUACUUUUAAAUGGCACGUUAUUUAAGCAGGGAAAUUUCCUUUGCAGAGCCUUCUCGUGUUCUUCAUUAGUGUACACUAAACAAUGGCGUAUAUCAAAAGGCCUGGCUGUUAAUCGUAAUGCAGAGGGUUUUAUACUCGAUGGACCAGACUAUACAUUCUUAGAUGGAAGGCCAACACCUUUACUAAACAAGCAGAAAUUAAGGAUGUUGAAACAAAGGGAAUUUGCUUCGAAAAUUAUAGAGCUUUCAUCAGAAAUAGAUUUCGCAAAGGAACUUUAUCAGCAAAAGUUGAAGUCCGCAGAAAAAGAAAAGCAAAGAAUCCUGGAUGACAGACUAAAGCCUAAAGGGAAGGCUCUCCUAAAAUAGAUU